This is a messenger RNA of Exophiala spinifera, 777 nucleotides long. RefSeq lists its product as uncharacterized. Lineage: Eukaryota; Fungi; Ascomycota; Eurotiomycetes; Chaetothyriales; Herpotrichiellaceae. The transcript is spliced from 2 exons. The record is from RefSeq and is a predicted model, not a curated record. Bases 1 to 777 code for a protein of 258 amino acids.
AUGGUCCAGACCCUCGCAUACCCCAAGAAGAAGCAGAAUACCAUCAACCGCUAUGACAGUAGAGGCACAUAUGAUCUGCGUGCAAUCCACCACAUCAUCAACUCAACACCGGUGCUUCAUGUCUCAUUCGCUCCCAACCCAGAAGACCCGUUUCCAGCCAUUCUGCCAAUGAUCGGAGUCAUGGGCUCGUUCGAGUACCCGUCCGCCGACCUGGACGAGCCACUGGACUGCUACCUGCACGGAUACGUCAGUUCGAGAAUCAUACGUCUGGCACGAAACUCCCCAAAAGGCAUUCCCGUGUGCAUUGCAGCGACCAAGGUGGACGGACUGGUACUCGCGUUAACACCAAAUUCUCACAGCUACAACUACCGUUCGGCUGUGCUGCAGGGAUAUGGCCAAGUAGUCGACACAGACCAGGAGAAACUGUACGCCAUGGAGAAGAUCACCAACAAGGUUGUCCCAGGCCGCUGGGAGAAGACUCGAAUCCCGCCCGAUAACGUCGAAAUGACAUCGACAGCCAUUCUGCGUGUCAAGAUCGAGACUGGCAGUGGCAAGGUCCGACAAGGAGGACCGCACGACGAUGCCAAAGACGAGAAUAGAGCCGACAUCACCGAAAAGGUGUGGACUGGGGUUGUUCCAGUAUAUGAGACAUUCGACAACCCUUUAUCGAGUGCAACCAAUAAGGUCGACCCCAUACCCGAGUACAUUCUGAAGUACGUCCAGAACACGACGGCAGAGAAUCGACAGCUCGCUCAUGAUGCCGUAAAGGAGCCGUGA